GACCUAUCUAUGCGUUCCGAAGGCUCUGUUCGUUGAGAUCUCCCUCGUCUCGUCUCUCUCAAUUGUCAAAGACUACAUGUUCAUCAGAUAGUUCGGAGAAUAUGGUCUUUAUGAGUGACGCCUGAAAUCUUCCCCUCCUCAGCAGCCGGAAUCAGGGGAUAACUCUAUGGAAUUCACCGGUUCUAGCGAUUUAUCACCUGACAAACCACCAAUUUAUCAUACAAGAUGGACCAGGUGUUUGAUGAGUUCAAGGACGCCUACGAAAGGGGGGAUGGCUAUGGUCUCGCGAUGACCCUCUCUCCUAUUAACCCCCCUUCACAACCAGACAGACUCUAUACCUUUUUCCGAAGUACGAACGCGGCCAGUGCCAUUCAAGACUUCAAGUAUCGCAUUUUGUACGAUAACUCCACUUCAUUCAAGCUGUCUCGUGAUGAGGGUAACUGCUGGGUUGAUAUUUACUUUGCGUACUGGAAGACUGUUGGCGAAAUAUUGAGUGCAGGAAAUGCUACAAAGGCGAACUCCAAGGCAGCAUGGACGAAAGUCUAUGAAGCAUGGAAAGAAUUGACAAAUCACCUCGUCCGAGGCUACAACAGCGGUUAUUUUGAGGCCUGGACAGUGCCUUGUUUGUACGUGGUAGGCAAAUAUAUAAGAAUAUUCGCCAUCAAGGCAGAUGAAGGGGCGGUAAAUAAUACGGGAUCAGCCACGAGCUUCCAAGAUGAUCUCAAUCCUGAGGCAGAACAGAACGAGACACUGGAAGAUGCGGCAAGGCAACUAAACCGGCUUUUCCAACUAUGUCUCGGUGAUAGAGCACCGCUUGAGGAGUCGAGAAAAUGGGGCAUUUACAACAUCAUCAAUCUGUUAUUCAAGACCUACUUCAAACUGAACUCUGUCAGCUUAUCGAAAAACAUCCUCAACGCCAUUCAAGUAUAUCGAGGCGAUAUGCCCAGUUUUGAUGCCUUCCCGAUGGCUCACAGGGUGACGUACAAAUACUAUGUCGGCGUCAUCUACUUUCUAGAAGAGGAGUAUGCGGAGGCCGAGAAGCACCUCACCGAGGCUUGGCAACUCUGUCACAAGGAUGCGACACGCAACAGAGAACUCAUUCUCACGUACCUCAUUCCCUGCCACCUCAUAACGACACAUACUCUCCCGACAGCCAGUCUUCUAGCACCCUACCCUCGCCUGCAAAAUCUUUUCCUGCCACUCAGCCGCUGCAUCAAGAGAGGCGAUCUCCCCGGCUUCGAUGCCGCCUUGGUGGCUGGCGAAGAAGAAUUCGUAAAACGCCGUAUCUACCUAACCCUCGAGCGCGGCCGAGACAUCGCCCUACGCAACCUCCUCCGGAAAGUCUUUAUCGCUGGUGGUUUCGAGGAGCCGAAAGAGCCAAACGCCCCACGGGUGCGGCGAACGCGGAUUCCCGUGGCUGAAUUCGGUGCCGCGCUUAGUAUGGGGGCCAAGGAGACGAUGGACACUGACGAGGUGGAGUGUUUGCUGGCCAACAUGAUCUACAAGAACCUGAUGAAGGGUUACAUAGCCCGCGACCGCGGCAUGGUCGUGCUGAGCAAAGCCGGCGCCUUCCCCGGCACGGGCGUUUGAGCACUUCCUAGCUAAGGUAGCAACCCCCCUAUUCCAACCCCUGUCCAUCAGCCAGCCCGAACCGCAUUUCUGGUUCCCGGGAACCCUACCUCCUCAUCUCCCUCCCACCCACCUGGAAAUACCCCCUAUCGAUACGAUACGCCCCCCGGCCCGGGUCUCGGUGAGCACAUCGAUCCAGAUAGAUAUUUAUGUACGAUUAGCUCUGAAAACCCAUGAAUUCAAAAUCUUCAUUGAGAUCGAACGAUAAUGGAAAUAAUACAACGACGCUUGCCUUUCUCGUCUAUUCCCCCUUCUUUUGUUUUUUACCCAGUGUCUGUCUCCCUACCUAUGUCUGUCCCCCCUUCUCACGUCUUUAAAGCAGCACCACACCCCCCAAAACCCAUACUAUGCAUGAGUCAACGCUAGACCGG
This is a messenger RNA of Amorphotheca resinae ATCC 22711, 2000 nucleotides long. RefSeq lists its product as hypothetical. Gene Ontology annotation, cellular component: transcription export complex 2. Gene Ontology annotation, biological process: transcription elongation by RNA polymerase II; post-transcriptional tethering of RNA polymerase II gene DNA at nuclear periphery; poly(A)+ mRNA export from nucleus. Lineage: Eukaryota; Fungi; Ascomycota; Leotiomycetes; Helotiales; Amorphothecaceae. The transcript is spliced from 6 exons. The record is from RefSeq and is a predicted model, not a curated record. Bases 226 to 1590 code for a protein of 454 amino acids. Gene Ontology annotation, molecular function: RNA binding; double-stranded DNA binding.